UUCAUACCUCGCACCUUAUUAGAAACCGUUCAAAGUUGACUUCAAAAUCUCUGUCUUCCAAUCCAGAUUUCAUUUUGAAGAUGGAGAAUGAUACACAGAAACUAAAAUCCCAAACCCUAACUUCUCUUCCAGACGACAUAAUCUUCCAGCAAAUCUUAUCAAGACUCCCAGUAAAACCCCUAAUUCGCUUCAAAUCCGUUUCCAAAUCAUGGCUUUCUUCAAUUUCCACCCCACAAUUCGCAAAAUCCCAUCAAAAUUUCCACACUUCUCAAUCUUCAUCCCCUCAAUUUCUUCUCUUUUCAGGCAAUCCCGAUUCUCACCCUCUAUUCUCCUCGGUUACAUUCGAUCAACACGGCAGUGUCGAAGAAACCCUAAAUUUCAAUUGCCCCUACAAUGGUGGUGAUAAAGCUAUCAAUGUCAUGGGUUGUUGCAACGGUUUGGUAUGUUUUCAUGACCAAAACUAUAAUUUCUAUAUCUGCAACCCUGCUACACAACAAUGUAGAUAUAUUAAUGUUGUUGAUUAUCCUUUUAAUUCCACUGAUAAUGUGAUAUCUGCUGGGUUUGGUUACGUUUCUUCGAUUGAUGAUUACAAGAUUGUUUGUUUAACCAAGAAAUCGAAUGGGAUCUGUUUACUUCGGUUCAAUGAUUUGGUUAAUACUAAUGUUCAUAUGAGGACUGGUAAAUGGGAAAAAUCGUUGUCUGUAUUAGACAUUAAUGACGUUAUGAUUGAUCGAGAGGAUGUGCCAGCUUUGGUAAUGGUGUUCUGUACUGGGGUUCGAGUUCGGAUGACGCUAAUAGGCAUAUUAUUGGAGUCGAUUUAAUCACUUGACUCCCGUCGCAAUUGAGGAUAUGGUUAAUACACUUGACCCUUAUCAAAGGUUGGAAUUAUUUGGUAUAAAAGGGAGUUUGUGCUUGUGUUAUGGGCGUAAAGUGUUCAGAUAUGAUUAUUCGCCUAAGUUUUAUGAUCGUAAAGUUUGGAGAUUGAACAAAGAUGAUUUGACUUGGACGAAAAUGUAUGAUCUGAAUUGCAAUGAUAUGCGUUUGUUGGGUAUUUCUGAGACUGGUAAAUGGUUGGUGUUAAAUGGUAAAUUGCUUGCAAUACUUGAUCCGAGUAAAAGUUUUUAUAGACAAUAUCAAGGUGGUACUCAUUUUGAUGGUCAUGUUGUUAGCACUUGGGAUUACAAGAUGAGUUUGGUUUAAACUGUUCUUGAAUAAGUAUGAAUGGACUAGUCUAAUCUUUUGUGUACUUUUGUCCUUGGUUCAGGCAGCAUUUCAUGGCUAGGUGUUCCAACUUCCAAUCAAGUGCUCUAAUGGUAGUAUUUACUCAGUUUUUGGAGUUUCAAAAAGAGGGAUCUUUUACCAAAACGGCUAGUUUGACAAAAGUAUUUACCAAAACGGCUAAUUAUAAAAUUUAAUUCCCAAACUAGCUAAUUUAUUAACUUGGAAGGAAUUUAUCCAUUUCUUAUUUCCUUUGAACCAGUUUGGUUCUUUUUUUAAAAAAAAAAAAUUGGUUUAUUUUUAUUUCCUUAAAGAUUUUUUUAAGUUGGAAAAUUUAAGCAGUUUACAAAACUAAGAAGAAUGUAAACAGUGGCAGACUCGCAUAUCCCUAAUUUCGAUCCAAAAAAAUAAAUAAAUUAAAAGCCCUAAUUUUUCAUCUUGAUCAUAUCAGUCACAAAAAUUUGGAAUUUCAAUUAUUAUUGUUCUAUCAAUAUUACCACAAAUUUAUACUACGAUAAGGGAAUUUAAGCUACUGUUUAUCUUUUUCAUGUCUAUUAAAUUAAUUGUAUACUCUUUGUUUAUGUCGGCUAGUAUGAAUAAUUUUUUUGUUUAAUGUGUAUGAUAAAUCAAACUUACAUAUAUUUAUUUCUAUCUUUAUGUGUUAAAAAAAAAUAGUUGUAUUUUUUUUUCAUUUGUUGAUUAAAAGUUUGGAUCAUUUUUUUUGAGUGGUUGUUUAAGUUGUGUAACUUUUUUAAAAAUUGAGAAUUGCUGCAUAUAUAUUAUGUUGAUUGUUAUUGUUCAAAUUAAUGGGAUAUUUUAAACUAUGG
This is a messenger RNA of Chenopodium quinoa (quinoa), 2045 nucleotides long. RefSeq names its product F-box/kelch-repeat protein At3g23880-like. Gene Ontology annotation, molecular function: protein binding. Lineage: Eukaryota; Viridiplantae; Streptophyta; Magnoliopsida; Caryophyllales; Amaranthaceae. The record is from RefSeq and is a predicted model, not a curated record. Bases 81 to 821 code for a protein of 246 amino acids. The transcript has a single exon.